Messenger RNA from Diaporthe batatas, 1005 nucleotides. RefSeq lists its product as uncharacterized. NCBI's taxonomy places the organism in Eukaryota, Fungi, Ascomycota, Sordariomycetes, Diaporthales, Diaporthaceae. The transcript has 2 exons. The coding region runs from base 1 to 1005 and encodes 334 amino acids. Gene Ontology annotation, cellular component: COP9 signalosome. The record is from RefSeq and is a predicted model, not a curated record.
AUGGAGCAGACCAAGGCUCUCAACGCUCUCGAGCCCUUCCUGGCCCUCACAAAGUCCGCCAACUCGCCAAAGGCGGCCGCAGACCUCAUCACACACGCCACAUCCGCACAGGGCACCUACAUCUUCUCCGACCUCCUCGCCAGCCCCUCCAUCCGGGCCCUCCAGGACUCCCCCGAGUACCAGCCCUACCUCACCCAGCUCCGCAUCUUCAGCAACGGCCUCUACUCCACAUACCUCUCCACCCCGAACCUCCCGGCCCUCGACGACCGCCAGGCCCUCAAGCUCCGCCAGCUCUCCCUCCUCACCCUCAGCCGCGACAGGGAGAACCUCACCUACCACGCCCUGCAGCGCCACCUCGGCCUGGCCUCGCCCCGCGAGGUCGAGGACCUGGUCAUCUCCGCCGUCUACGCCGGCCUCCUCAACGCCAAGCUGAACCCCCUCCGCUCCGUCGUCCAGGUCUCCUCCGUCGCGCCCCUGCGCGACGUCCAGCCCGGCACCGUGCCCAGCAUCGUCGCCACCCUGCAGAACUGGAGCCAGCGCUGCGACGCCACCCUCGCCGAGAUCGAGGCCAACAUCGCCGACAUCAGGAGGGAGGCCGCCCGCAAGGCAAACGACAAGAGGGAGUGGGACAGGACCUUCCAGGCCGUCGUCAAGGCCGAGACCAGUGACCCCUCGGACCCGGCGGCCUCCGGCGCCCCCGCCAACGGGACCCGCGGCGCGGGACGGAGGCUCGGCGGCGGGGCGGCGGGGCGCACCGGUAUGCGAUCUGCCGCUGGCGGCGCCGGAGGACAGGCAGCUACCACCGGGGCUAUCGCGGGGGCUGGGGGAGGAGCAGGGGUGGGCUCUCACCAUGGGGCAGCAGCUGGUGCUGGCAGCGGGAGCAAGCGCGGCAUGGAGAAGCUGACCGAGGGCUUGGAGGAUGACGACGACGAGGCCAUGGACCUGGACGACAGUGCUGACUCCACCAGUCAAAACCAGAAGAGGACGAGUCGGCGGAAGCUAUGA